UUCCUCUCCCCACCUUGCCUUCUGCCCCGUUUGGUUCUUCUAUGUUCGCGAGUCUCUCUCUCUCUCUCUCUCUCUCUCUCUCUCAGUCUAGCCCUGCGUUUCUUCGCGUCGAAGAUCAUCGGAUGGAGUCGAUGGAGAUGACGAGCUGCUUCAUGGACGAGGAAGAAGCAGAGAAGAGGAGCAGAGUGUUCGCAGAGCUAAAACCUUAUUGCUUGGACCUGCUCGACCUCGUGCAACACCCCCAGAAGCACUCCCCUGCUCUCUCCGCUCUCCUCUGCUUCCUCCGCGACUCACCCACUGACUCUCUCCAGCCCUUCUUCGAGUACGUCCACUUCCCUCAUCCUCCAACCUAUAUUUUGGUUUAGCGGGUGCUGUUGCGCUUGGUCUGCUAUACAUUAUUUCCGCUGCUGCUUCUGUUAGAUGUGGCAGUUGAUGACCGAACCCAGCACAAGAUUGAUCCCCAAGACCAUGGGGUUUCAUCUCAUAAACCCCAUAGGGUGAGUGAUAUAGCGGCAGAAGCUGUGCUUCAGUGUUUGGAGGAGCUUCUGAAGAAAUGUUACUUAGGAUCAGUCGAUCAGAUGGUUGUGAUACUAAAGAAAUUGACUUAUGGGGCUUUGCUUUCUCCCUCUGUGGCUUCUGAAGAGUUUCGUGAAGGAAUUAUCAAGUGUUUUCGGGCGCUUCUUUUGAAUUUGUUGCCAUGCUCUGAUAGUUCUUGCUCGUGUGAACAAAUUAACGGGUUUCCUUCUCUUUUAGUUGGUGAUGAUAUGCUUACUCACCCUGUUAGACGUUCAAGACAAAACUUGGGAGGGGAAUGUUUACUUGCAUUUCUUCAGACUCAGACUGCAUCUGCUGCUAUUGGACACUGGUUAUCACUUCUCCUUGAAGCUGCAGAUUUUGAGGCUGUGCGUGGGCAUCGAGGAAGUGCAAAGCUUCGCAUAGAAGCCUUCUUGACACUACGGGUUCUUGUUGCUAAGGUUGGCACUUCUGAUGCAUUAGCUUUCUUUUUGCCUGGUGUUGUUAGUAAAUUUACUAAAGUUUUGGGUUUCGCAAGAACGAUGUCAAGUGGUGCUGCUGGCAAUAUUGAAGCAAUCAAUCAAUCAAUUAGAGGAUUAGCUGAGUAUCUGAUGAUUGUUCUUGAGGAUGAUGCUAACUUGCUUUGCUUGGAGAUGUCCUUGAAUAGUAAGAUGAAUUCAGAGAUUUACAGCUCGACAGAUUCCUUCCUCAGGGAACUUCGCAGGUUACCUAUCAGAGAUCAAGGUCAUGAAGUUUUAAGUGAAAAUUCAGUUAUAAAGGUUGAAAGUAAGAAAACUGCAAAUGAAAUCCAGGAGCAGACUGCUGGAUCUAGCAAGGGGUUGCAAACUUUGACGGUGAAUCGGACAAAAAAUUGGGUUGAGGAAACUUCAGCCAAUGUUCAUAAACUGCUCAGUGCUACUUUUCCACAUAUUUGUGUUCAUCCAGCAAAAAGGUUGAGAAGAGGACUUCUUGCUGCUAUAGAAGGAAUUCUUACCAAGUGCAACAACACACUAAAAGAGAGUAAAUUGCUGCUUCUGGAAUGUCUGUGUGCCUUGGUUGUUGAUGAAUCUGAAGAGAUAUCUGCAUCUGCCCAGGAAUUUCUCAGAUAUAUAUUUUCUUUCAGCAGGAUAGAGACUGUAGAACGUGAUAUUGCUGAAAUGUUAAGCAGGCUACUAGAGAAACUUCCGAAAAUGGUGCUUCAAGACGAAGAGUCUUUUGCACUAUCAAGUGCUCAGCAGCUGCUUGUUGUUAUGUACUUUUCUGGUCCUUGCCUUGUUGUGGAUCGGCUACUCCAUUCUCCUGUAACAGCUGCACGGUUUUUUGAUGUGCUUGCAAUGUGUCUUGGUCAGCAUUCAGUAUUUGCUGGUUCUCUAGAAAAGCUUGUGCUGGCUAGAUCAUCUUCCGUGGGAUACAUCCGCUCUGUUGCAGAGUUAAAAUCCCAAUCUCAUUUGACCAGAGACCAGCAUGAAGGUGCUCAGGUGAAAGAAAUAGGAUAUUCUCAAGAAAACAUUGAGAACAGUAGCGAGCUUCCACGAAUGCCCCCUUGGUUUGAAAAUGUUGGUAGUCAAAAACUCUACCGGACCCUUGCGCAAAUUGUUAGACUUGUAGGUUUAUCUUUAUUGGCAGAUUCAAGAUGUGAAGGCCAUUUGUCAGCAAUUGCUGACAUUCCACUUGGAUACGUGCGAAAAUUGGUUUCUGAAAUUCGCAUUAGAGACUAUAAUAAAGAGAGCUGGCAAUCUUGGUAUUAUAGAACUGGUUCAGGACAGUUACUUCAGCAGGCAAGCACUGCAGUUUGUAUUCUAAACGAGAUGAUAUUUGGAUUAUCAGAUAAGGCCUUUGAAAAUUUUGAGCAGAUGUUCCGUAAAUCUACUGUAAGUGGAGAUGAACUUCAGAAGCUCACCUCUGGUCUCAACGAUCGUCAUUCUCCUACAUGUCAUGCACAUGACCCAUCUGCAUGGAAUCUUGCACGUGAGAGUAGCAAUGAGAAUCAACUGAUCGAUUGCAUUGGUAGAAUCUUGCACGAAUAUGUAAGUCCUGAAGUGUGGAAUUUUUCACUUGGACAAGGAUCCUCACAUGUGGAAUAUGAGGGCAAAGAUGAAGAUUUUCCUUUGCACUUUCUCCAUGAUGCUGCCAUGUUACAUCAGGUGAUUAUUGAGGGGAUUGGCAUUUUCAACAUGUGUCUUGGCAAAAAUUUUGCUUUCAGUGGCUUUAUGCAUUCAUCUCUUUAUUUGUUGCUUGAGAAUCUUGUUUCUCCAAACUUCCAUGUCAGAGCAGCUGCUGAUAUUGUCUUGCAUGUCAUUUCUAAAACAUCAGGCUAUCUGUCGGUUGGCCAACUAGUUUUGGAGAAUGCAGAUUAUGUAAUAGACUCCAUAUGUCAGCAAUUACGUCAUUUGAAUCUCAACCCUCAUGUGCCUAGUGUGCUUGCUGCUAUGCUUUCUUACAUUGGUGUAGCUGAGAAGAUAUUGCCAUUGUUGGAAGAACCGAUGCGGUCUGUUUCACUCAAACUUGAGAUACUUGGGAGGUAUCAACAUCCAGAUUUGACAAUUCCCUUUCUAAAGGCUGUGGCAGAGAUUGCAAAAUCAUCGAAGAGGGAAGCACUUUUGUUGCCCGAUGAAGCUGAGUCUUUCCUUCUGCAUGUUAAGGCGAAACUUCUGGAAAAGGAGCAGAGAUUGAGGACAGAGUCAGGUCAGUCUUCAAGGUUGCAUCAUGAGGAAGGAGCUUCCUACUGCACCCGAUCAGGUGAUUCUUGUGUAAUAGUAUAUGUAGCUGGUUGUCAUGUUGCUGGUCGUAGUGUGCACGAAGAGUUGGAGGAAAUCACAUUCAAAUUGAACAGUUCCAAGAGGUAUAGACGAACAAUUGGAUCAAUUGCUGGUUCGUGUUUAGUGACUGCAACCCCUUUGCUUGCCUCAUCAAAGCAACCAAUGUGCUUGGUGGCAUUGGAUAUUCUCGAGAAUGGGAUAUUGGCUUUGGCGAAUGUCGAAGCAGCCUACAGGCAUGAGACUCAAGCAAAGGAAGCGAUCGAAGAAUUUAUCCAAUCAUGUUCGCUGUAUCAGCUUCAAGACUUAUUGGAUGCUGCUGACCAACAAACAGAUGAGAAUAGGCUACUUCCAGCAAUGAACAAAAUAUGGCCUUUUUUCAUAGUUUGUGUUCAAAACAGUAAUCCAGCGGUUGUCAGGAGAUGUUUGGCUGCAGUGAGUUCUUCAGUGCAGAUCUGUGGAGGAGAUUUCUUCUCCCGCCGGUUCCACACUGAUGGUGGCCACUUCUGGAGACUGCUGACCGCCUCUCCGUUUCACACCAAGCACGAUGUCAGAAAAGAAAGGAUCCCAUUACAACUUCCUUACAGGAGUGUGGUUCCAUCUUCAGACGAGCCAAUGGCUGAAGUUUCCACUCUUAAAGUUCAAGCAGCAGUUCUUAACAUGAUUUAUGAAUUAUCCCAAAAUAAGAAGAGUGCAUCGGCAUUGGCAGCAGUGCUGAAGAAGGUCACUGGUCUGGUUGUGGGCAUUGGUUGUAGUGGAAUUGCCAGCCUUCAAGAUGCUUGUCUAAAUGCCUUACAAGGACUAGCAUCAAUAGACCCUGAUCUUGUGUGGCUUCUUCUGGCUGACGUUUACUAUUCUGUGAAGAAGAAAGACAUACCUUUACCGCCUACAUCUGAGUUACCAGAGAUCAUUCAAGUGUUGCCACCGCUUUCUUCUCCGAAAGAGUACCUAUACGUUCAGUAUGGAGGGCAGACCUACGGUUUUGAGAUUAAUGUUUCUGCUGUAGGAGUGAUCUUCAGGAAACUAAAUUCUCUCGUUUUUUCCAACCAAAUGUACUGCUAGAUUAGAAUCACUCUUUGCUGUCUUUUACCGAUAUGCAUGAAGGUUGUUUUUUCUCUCUUGU
This is a messenger RNA of Rhodamnia argentea, 4392 nucleotides long. RefSeq names its product TELO2-interacting protein 1 homolog. Gene Ontology annotation, cellular component: cytoplasm. The record is from RefSeq and is a predicted model, not a curated record. Lineage: Eukaryota; Viridiplantae; Streptophyta; Magnoliopsida; Myrtales; Myrtaceae. Gene Ontology annotation, biological process: chromatin remodeling. The coding region runs from base 579 to 4331 and encodes 1250 amino acids. The transcript is spliced from 17 exons.